Messenger RNA from Exaiptasia diaphana, 697 nucleotides. RefSeq lists its product as uncharacterized. Lineage: Eukaryota; Metazoa; Cnidaria; Anthozoa; Actiniaria; Aiptasiidae. The record is from RefSeq and is a predicted model, not a curated record. The transcript is spliced from 6 exons. The coding region runs from base 62 to 667 and encodes 201 amino acids.
CUGAAGAUAUCAAGACGUCUUCAAAGAAUCUACUCCUAUGUUUUAUUAGUCGACAAAAAUUAUGAAUAUUGCGGGCAUUUUCAUUGUCUUCAUUGCUGUGCUUGCUGUACCUGGAUGUCAGGGACUCACUGCGACAGAAUUAGGAAAGAAUUGUGUUCACCAAUACAYAAUGAGUCUACCUACUAACGGCACGGAUAGCCAAGGACCUUGUCCAAGAUUACAGAUGCUUGUAGAUUGUCUGUCAAAACAUGCCGAAUUAAAAGGCAAAAUAAUCGAUGCCAUGCGCUAUGCCUACACCCAAUCCGCUAUUUUUUUCAAAAGAUUGAGCUACUGCCCCAACAUUGAUUACAAAAAGCUUAAGAAGAUCACAGAUAAAACAGAUCAUGCAAAAAAAUACGGAUAUAUGGAUCAAACAGUUAUCAAACCAGCAGAUUACUGUGCUCUUCUAGCGUUUGGAAACUGUCAUAAGACAUAUCUUGAUGUAUUUAAAUCGACAAGUAAGCUUUGUAAAGGAUGGGAUGAGCACAUCACCUGUAUGAACAAGUUGACCACCACUUGCAAUGCACAAAUCCUUAAAGAAAUGAUAAAGACGCUGGAGCGUACUGGACAUUUGAUUGUACAGCAGCUCCGAGAUGACGCCAACAUAAAGUGCAAGCCGACGCAAUAAAAGCUAAAAUCAUGAAUUGGAAACUUGGAA